Molecule: messenger RNA, 1077 nt
Organism: Penicillium angulare
Lineage: Eukaryota; Fungi; Ascomycota; Eurotiomycetes; Eurotiales; Aspergillaceae
Exons: 2
Coding region: 1-1077 (358 amino acids)
Source: RefSeq, a predicted model, not a curated record
AUGCGGCUGCCCUGGUCCGCUCUUGGCUUGGUCGGUGCGAUCGCAUCGUCGAUCCCCCUCGCGUCUUCUCACGAGAUCCAUUUGGCCUAUUUUCCAGUUACUACUGGGUCAGAUGCCCAGACCGACUCAUAUCUGUCAGUGGAGUGGUCCAUAAAGGGUGGGUCCUUAUUUGCCAACAAUGAUCGAGUCUUCCCACCAUCUACAUCAAUGCAAGUACAUGCACCUCAAUAUGACGGUCCCCAGAAGACCCGCAACAGCAAGCAAAGGGAACUUUACUACUCUCUCGAUGCCCGACCAUUAUCUACCCAUGAAUUCGGUGCUCCCAAUAGCAUUGUCCAGAUCAGUGUAGAGUUGCUCGAUCAACAAGGCAAUAAUGUUACCCCAAACACUGUGGUGCUGGAUCUGCUGGAUCAUCCAGAUGGUAAUAUGCGCAUUACCAGACUUCGUACGGAACCGCGGAAAUCCAAACAAUCAACGCACUCUGAGAAUGAACAAUCAUGGCAAAUGAAGUACUGGCAGUCUGAAGUGGGUCGCGUCGCCAAACACCCCAACACGCAGGACUUGUCCUCCGACUGGGAGUCUACAUCUGAAUCCGAAUUAAAAUCGACAUCAACAUCAACAUCAACAUCCGAUACUACUGAUGACUCCAAUCCAUCUCAAUCUCAAUCCAAGAAUGCCAAUAAACCUCCAAAGCCGAGUGGUGUGUCGGUAGCCUCCAAGGUCGGAUAUAUAUUCUCACCAUACUUUGCUCCUGCUUCUUAUUCUGAAUCACACUCCCAUCAUCGCCAUCACGGCCAGCCUCGCCCAGACCAGACGUUUAUGCAUAUUAUUCGCCCAGUUAUUUUCCCUGCUAUCCUAGGUGCCAUUGCAGGCUUGAUCGCUUGUUUAUUGGGUUUCUUUAUUGGACAUUUACUCAUGUCCGUGUCUUACCGGUUGGGCCUCUGCAAAAAACAACAACGCCAGCGCCGACACCGCCGCUCCAAGGAUUCUCUCCUGGAGGAGGGAACUAUUCUCGAGAAGGCCGAACUUGUCCCCACGAUCAUUGUCACGGAAAUUGAUGAGAUGGAUCAAGUCUAG